AUCGCUGACCUGGGCUGAGUGCGUGGUGGAGAGAGGUGGAUUUUAGGGAGGUCAUAAGACCUCUCCUGAAAUCGCUUCCAGCCCUGGCCUCAACAACGUGGGGCACAAAAUUUCUUCCCCUUUUAUUUAUCUUCACGUCCUGGCUGGUCCUCCUGGAGGUCAAAAGUGAGCCCACGACCCCACGCCUCACGUGGACGCCCUAGGAUCUGGCUGACACGAGCCUAUUCUGACCCUGCACGCCUCCGUUGCUCAGCCAGAGCCCAAUGCAGGGCGACUCAAAGCGAAAUGCAAAGGGAGUCCCUGCAAAGUUCUUCACUGCCACAAUUUCUGCCCCAAAGGUAGCUCUCCAGGGCAUAAAGAACUAGCUACUGAACAGCUACAGUAAAAAUACUAAAACCAUACCAGGACUACAAUGGAUGCUCAAAAGCCAAGGAAAUGCAGUUUAACAUCCUUCCCGGUUUUGAAAACAAGAAAGAAACAGGAUGUCAACCCUGUGAAGGUUGAGUGUAAGCCUUUGGUUCAAGUCCAGAAGCCACCUCCCAAGAUCAAGAACCUCAGAAUGACUCGACUCUUGCCUAAGAAUACAAACACCAGCAUUACUUCACUCCCUUUUGUGGAUACCAAGGGGAAGAAGAACAUGGUUAACCUCCCACACAUCAGCAACAAAAUCUUGCUAAAGCCACCCUUGCUGUAUCAGGAGAAUCAGACUCACAAUCAGAUGUCAGCUUCUGAGCUCAAGACUUCAGAAAUGCCUUUCCAUUCAAGCAUUAAAACCCAAGAUCCCAAGCCAGAGGAGAAACCACCAAGAAAGCACAAGGUGCCUCUGACAGCAGCAGAGGCCCUAAAGUUUUUUAAGAACCAGCUGUCUUCUUAUGAACAAAGUGAGAUCCUGGGCUACACGGAGCUGUGGUUCCUGGGGCUGGAAGCAAAGAAGCUCCACGUGACUCCUGAGUUCAGCAAAACGAGUUUUGAUGAUGAACAUGGCUCCUAUAUGAAGGUCCUGCAUGACCACAUUGCCUACCGCUAUGAGGUUUUGGAGAUGAUCGGGAAAGGGUCCUUUGGACAGGUGGCCAAGUGCUUGGAUCACAAAAAUAAUGAGUUGGUGGCCUUGAAAAUCAUCAGGAACAAGAAGAGAUUUCACCACCAGGCACUGGUGGAGCUGAAGAUCCUGGAGGCUCUCAGAAGGAAGGACAAAGACAACACCUACAAUGUGGUGCACAUGAAAGACUUUUUCUAUUUUCGCAAUCAUCUCUGCAUCACCUUUGAACUCUUGGGAAUCAACUUGUAUGAGCUGAUGAAGAAUAAUAGCUUUCAAGGCUUCAGUCUGUCAAUAGUUCGGCGCUUCACCCUCUCUGUUUUGAAGUGUUUGCAAAUGCUUUAUGUAGAGAAAAUCAUUCACUGUGAUCUCAAGCCUGAGAAUAUAGUGUUAUACCAAAAGGGCCAAGUCUCUGUUAAGGUCAUUGACUUUGGAUCAAGUUGUUAUGAACACCAGAAAGUAUAUACCUAUAUCCAAAGCCGGUUCUACAGAUCCCCAGAAGUGAUUCUAGGCCAUCCCUACAACAUGGCCAUUGAUAUGUGGAGCCUGGGCUGCAUAAUGGCUGAGUUGUACACGGGCUACCCUCUGUUUCCUGGGGAGAAUGAAGUAGAGCAGCUAGCCUGCAUCAUGGAGGUGCUGGGCCUGCCGCCAACCCACUUCAUUCAGACAGCCUCCAGGAGACAGACAUUUUUUGAUUCCAAAGGUUUUCCUAAAAAUAUGACCAACAACAGGGGGAGAAAAAGAUACCCAGAUUCCAAGGAUCUCACGAUGGUGCUGAAAACCUACGAUGCCAGCUUCCUGGACUUUCUCAGAAGAUGUUUGGUAUGGGAACCUUCUCUUCGCAUGACCCCUGACCAGGCCCUCAAGCAUGCUUGGAUUCAUGAGCCACGGAAUUUCAAACCACGGUCCAGGCCCCAGACCCUGAGGAAACCCAGUCUCUGUUUCCCCUCUGAGGCUCGGAAGGAAAAGGUUCAAGGGCAUCAUCCCUUGGGCAAAAAAGAGGUGACCAUCAAAGAAGAGACCAUAGACAAAAUAAAAGGUGGCACCGCUAAGCAGGUUCAGAAUUCAGGUGAUCAGCAGGGCAUUCUCCAGCACACAUCUGAAGUUGUCCAGUUGCCUCAGCUAACAGAAGCUUCCAGAAAGCCAGAGGUAUUUGUUGGACCAGAGGAGUCCAAAACCUCCCCAGGGCAUCAAAGUAAAAACUCCUCAUCCAAAAACACGAAUAUUUUACCACCUAUUGUAUGACCUUUGCUGAAGGUGUGUCCUGUUCCUUUCCACCAAGGAUUUUUAUUAGAGACAGCACUUAUAUUGUACAAUAUUA
Messenger RNA from Herpailurus yagouaroundi (jaguarundi), 2357 nucleotides. It is a transcript of the gene DYRK4, whose product is annotated as dual specificity tyrosine phosphorylation regulated kinase 4. The coding region runs from base 413 to 2281 and encodes 622 amino acids. Gene Ontology annotation, cellular component: cytoskeleton; cytoplasm; nucleus. The record is from RefSeq and is a predicted model, not a curated record. The transcript is spliced from 16 exons. Gene Ontology annotation, molecular function: protein serine/threonine/tyrosine kinase activity; ATP binding; protein serine/threonine kinase activity. Lineage: Eukaryota; Metazoa; Chordata; Mammalia; Carnivora; Felidae. Gene Ontology annotation, biological process: peptidyl-threonine phosphorylation; peptidyl-serine phosphorylation.